GCUGGCUCCUCCUCCGUAAGUCAGCGGCUGAGCGUUUUGUUCGCUAAUCUAUUUUUCACAUAGCUAGACAGUAGCGAAAAACAACAGCAAUCAUGUUUACUCUCUCGGAGUGUAUGGUAAUUUUAGCUAUGUUAUCCGCCACAGCGUCAGGUUACUUCGUAAGCAUCGACGCUCAUGCAGAAGAGUGUUUCUUUGAACGAGUCAACUCUGGUACCAAGAUGGGCCUCAUGUUUGAGGUGGCCGAAGGAGGUUUCCUAGACAUCGAUGUGGAGAUCACAGGUCCAGAUGGGAAGCAGAUUUACAAAGGAGACCGAGAAUCCAGUGGGAAGUACUCGGUGGCUGCCCAUAUGGAUGGCACAUACAAGUUUUGCUUCAGCAAUAAGAUGUCCACCAUGACACCCAAGAUUGUCAUGUUCACCAUUGGCAUUGGAGAGGCCCCCAAGGGAGACGGCAUGGAGACAGAAGCCCACCAGAACAAGCUGGAAGAGAUGAUUAAUGAGCUAGCAGUUGCCAUGACAGCAGUAAAACACGAGCAGGAAUACAUGGAGGUCCGAGAGAGGAUACACAGAGCAAUUAAUGACAACACAAACAGCCGAGUGGUGCUUUGGUCCUUCUUUGAAGCCCUUGUGCUGGUAGCCAUGACCCUUGGACAGAUCUACUACCUGAAGAGAUUUUUCGAAGUGCGGAGAGUUGUGUAAAACAUUUUUUCCCUCAAAUUAUUUACUAUUCACUUGAGCUAUUAGCCACACCAUACUUCAAAAUUGGAAAUCAAACAACAUCUG
This is a messenger RNA of Salmo salar (Atlantic salmon), 782 nucleotides long. RefSeq names its product transmembrane emp24 domain trafficking protein 2. The record is from RefSeq and is marked provisional. Lineage: Eukaryota; Metazoa; Chordata; Actinopteri; Salmoniformes; Salmonidae.